GGCGUGCCUGCGAGAGGGGGGGAAGCGAAAUGGACACGCUGACAGAGAGCUGACAGAGAGAAAGAUAGAUUGAGGGGAAAUUGUGUCUUAGAGCUCGUCCCGAAAGAGGAUGCGAAAAAGUAGACGACCGGUCUCUCACCGACUGAUGCUUUUAGUGUCCAGUCGAUCGAUGCUGCUCACAGAUUGAGAAAUGACCUUCGCGACGGAUGGAACUAGAGGCCUGUCUAGUGUGGUCUGGGGAAUCGAUGGCUCCCUCUCCACGACUGGUGCAUCUCCAACGCCACGGCUCCCCCCAAAGUCGAUCCAUACCAUGUUCCGUGUCCAUCUGUUUGGACCUGGGCUGUGCUGGAAGGGGCAGACGUUGGCGAAAGGACAGGGGACAGGGGACCACCGGGGGGGCAGGAAGAAAGUACUUCUGCGGCCAGACGGUCAGCGUUUCUCCUCUGACGAUAACAAUGAUGAUCACAAUGGAUGCCAUCCUCAUCAAGUCCCUAAACAAAUAAUCUACAACGUAUAUGCAUUCUGUCGAAUUCUGUCGAGCGCAUCGGCGGUUGGCUUCCACGAUCAUUCUGUAGACCUUCUACGCUUGAGAUCAAUGGUUUUUUUCAGAGGGUUAGAUCCUGGAGAGACUUCGCCGGGAGUGGAGAGACAGCGACACUUUGCAGAUGGUUGGGUGCUGCUCUCUGCUCAGUGGGAACCAUCAUCCAUGGUGUAGCACCGUUUGCUUUAGUGCGUCUAGAGCGGGGCGGCCCAGGGAUCUGGAGGGCGGUGCUGGCACGUAUAAUGGGGUCAAGCUGACGAGAGCUAGCGACGUCAGAGACAACCAACACCGUAAAGAUAACCCGUCAGGUGUGGAUGUACUCUAUACUGUGUACUAAGUCAAUAGUUCAAGUCAAGACCUUGGAAGGGAGAUUGCACUUGAUAUCGAUUGGGCAAUUGUCGGCUUCUCCCGUCGCGAGCUGUUGAAGUGUCAGGCCGAUUCAAGUCAGUCCAUCGCCGCCACAAUCAUCAUAAUCACUAGUAUCAUCUUUGUCGAUGUCGACAUCA
This is a messenger RNA of Aspergillus campestris IBT 28561, 1047 nucleotides long. RefSeq lists its product as uncharacterized. The transcript has a single exon. The record is from RefSeq and is a predicted model, not a curated record. The coding region runs from base 191 to 715 and encodes 174 amino acids. NCBI's taxonomy places the organism in Eukaryota, Fungi, Ascomycota, Eurotiomycetes, Eurotiales, Aspergillaceae.